AUGGGAGCAGCGGGGGGAGGGCUCCGGGAGGCGCGGGGCGGGCUCCGGGCUGCGCGCUCGCCCGGGGAGCUGAAGCACCUUUGCCGCCUUCCAAUCAAAUGGGAGCCCGAGGUGAUUGGAGGGUCAAGGGGAUGUGACGCGUCCCGCGCCGCCGCCGCCGCCGCCGCAGCCAGGACUCUCAGCGCUGGUUUUAAUGGGCAGCUCCUUCUUCACCGCCCCCCUCCCGCGUGUCCCCUCCCUCGAUUUCGCUCCGAGGACGAGGAGGGUGCGUAUGAGAAACAGAUUGAGGGGGUGACCAGAAGGAGCAACGGCGGAAGUCUGGACAACGGCCGGACUAUCAACUCCAGGGGCGCACAGGGGACCCACACACCAAAUAUUCUUUCUCGCUCAGUAAUUGAAAUCUCUCGAGGCGCGGCCGCAAGGAAUCGACGGGAUUUCUCUGCGGUUUGCUCUGUCUGUAUCCGAAUAAAUUCAGCUCUCAGGCAUCCGGCAGGAAACAGCUCCCGGUUCGAGUGUACGAAGACGCAUCGGCCCAGCACGGGAUGGGAGGUGGCUGCUGGUGAUCCUGAGGCUUGUAGGUCCGGCCUCCGAAGGAGGCUGGACUAUCAGCGCCCUCAGGCCGGGAGCGGCUCCUUGCUGCCCCACAGUGCCCGGCAGCCCCCACCUCUGGUGGUGCUUCGGAAGCCCGCCGGGCCGAGUACGCCCGGGGCGAAAACUGAAAGCAAAUUCCGCGGCAAAUGAAGCCCGAACUUUCUUCGACGCAACUUUGCCACAACGAUUCGGUGGCGACUUAGGACGGAGCGCUGGUGUGUGCGCGCGCAAGGUGGGGGCGGUGGGCGAAGAAGGCUUGGGGCGGCUGAUCCUGGCCCUAGGCAAAACGCUAGGGAAGGCGCCUCCCCUUCCUUAUUUCUCGCCAACUCCUCGGCCCCAGUCCGUAAAAAUAGUUUCUAAUGUGUAGCGGACUCCCAGGAUGUGUUUGUGGGGAUCGCACCAGGGAGAAGGAAGCGUUGUAAAAGUUGCAGAAAGAGCUUUGCCCAGAAGCGUCCGCCCGUCAGGGUUCAAGAAAGCUGGGGACCAGCUCGGCUUUCCCGGGGAGGAAUGCCUAGAAAUCGGCCUGGGGAGCCCCCAGCCCAGUCCUCUCCCCUAACCUCGAACCCGCGCGUAAAUAACCUCCCGCAGUCUGCGCUGGAAACUCACAAGCGCAGCGCAGCGGUUGGCUGGCGAGGCCCGGACGCUGAGCCCGCCCGCAAGGCCGCUCCUUGGCGCGCUCAGCCCGUCCUAAGAGAGGCUUGAACCGAGGUGAGAGGAAGAGUUUGGUUUCAGCUCCUGCUCGGCUGCCUAGACCAUCACCGCCGACCUCCCAACUCCCUGGAGCGGGCGCUUCCCCCCUGGGAGCGGCAGUCUUGGGGGGCUGGUCAGGGCGCAAAGUGCGCGCCCGGGCCAGCGCGGGGGUGGGGGGAGGCUGCCGGUCUCUCCGCGGGGCCUGUCGCCGGGCCGGCCGCGGCGGGUGAGUGAUGAGGGCAGAGAAGGGCGCCCAUAAAUCGCGGGUGUCAGGGCGAAAAACUCUCUUUAUUGUCUGCGUGAUGGAUGGGCCCGGGGACGAGACACCAAAUACUUCGUAUCGCCUUUAAAUGGGAACACAUUUUGCGCGGCCAUAAUUCAUGUUUUUUAAAUAGAAAGUUUGAAAUGUUGCCUAUAUUUCACCAGCCCUGACAUAUUUAUGAAUCGCUCCCUGCAUGCAAAUAUCAUUAUUUAAAGCGCCGAAGAGAGCUCGGGGGGAGGGGAGGAGGCACGGCCCCCGUGGCGUGGGGGUGGUGAACCGGGGAAAUGCGGAUGAAGGGGGUGGUGCAUCUCCCUAAAGUGUGGACAACGAGGCGCGGGGGAAAGCCUUAUCGGGAAGCCGAGCGCUCCAGGGGCUCCACUCCCGCCGCUGGACCGAGCACUGCCGCUCCGGGAAGUUUGAGCGGCUUGGGACCGAGGACAGGCCUCCCCCCCGCCCGUCCCCUGCGGGGAGAUACGGGGGCUUUUGCGUCCCUCUCCGAGGCCCUGAUCCGAGCCAAAGCCACCUUUUCCAAGAAGAAAAUGGGUUUUUUUAAAAAAUAAAAGAAUUUAACAAACGCAA
Molecule: messenger RNA, 2122 nt
Organism: Ailuropoda melanoleuca (giant panda)
Lineage: Eukaryota; Metazoa; Chordata; Mammalia; Carnivora; Ursidae
Exons: 4
Coding region: 1-741 (246 amino acids)
Source: RefSeq, a predicted model, not a curated record